AUGUCCCAGUCCUGGAUUGCGGUCGGCCGUCCAGCUCGCAGUGACAGGGCGCUAUCGAAGAUACGGCAUAGGCAGUUCAGCCCAGCCGCCUUUUGGGAGAGGUUUCGCAGUGGUGAACCGCGCAUCAUGGCGGGCAUUCUCGAUGUUUUGGAGUUUGACAAGCUCCUGCAGGGACAAGAAUGCCGCCCGCAUCCCUGGAUCGAGGAAUGGAAAUGUGGUGUUUUCGAUGAACUGAGUCGCAAAUGCGGUAUGCUCCUUCAUCAAAGCGGUAGCCUCGAAGUCAUCGCUCUCAUUGUCUUUGUCAGCACCAAACAAGGCAUCUGCACUAUUCUCACGAGGGGCCGAUGA
Messenger RNA from Podospora pseudocomata, 348 nucleotides. RefSeq lists its product as uncharacterized. The record is from RefSeq and is a predicted model, not a curated record. The coding region runs from base 1 to 348 and encodes 115 amino acids. Lineage: Eukaryota; Fungi; Ascomycota; Sordariomycetes; Sordariales; Podosporaceae. The transcript has 2 exons.